Molecule: messenger RNA, 8123 nt
Organism: Passer montanus (Eurasian tree sparrow)
Lineage: Eukaryota; Metazoa; Chordata; Aves; Passeriformes; Passeridae
Gene: TMEM40
Product: transmembrane protein 40
Exons: 15
Coding region: 5971-6834 (287 amino acids)
Source: RefSeq, a predicted model, not a curated record
UUCCCUCAGCUCUCAUGGUUUCUGUCUGUUUGAGCUGCACAUCAGGGAGGCUUGGCUGCUUUUGGAACACAGUACCUGUGGAAAUGAGUGCUUUGUAGCAGCCCUGCUCUGCAGUGGAACAGUCACUGCCCUUAGGUGUAGGCCAUAUCAAAUUAUACUGUUGUCACAAGAAAAUUGACAGCUGGAAGGAAAGCAGCUCUCCCUUGGCUCCAAGGUGGCUGCUCUGUAGCCCAAGUACAUCAGAAGUACUGCCAUGGCCCAUGCUUUGCCUACUGUGGAUGUGCUGGAGUCCUGAGAUCUCUAUGAUUGGAGAUAAAUCAGUAUUUAUCUGGAGAAGGCCCUGAACUAAUUGGAUGUUGAAGUUGGCCCUGGUUUGAAUGGGACAGGGUUGAGGCAGAGACCAGCAGAGGUUCUUGCCUAAAAUAUGUUAAGAUUCCUCAAAGGCUGAAUGGGAGACAGGGUACCACAGGCAAUCCCUGGCACUGUGUCUGUACUGGGCUGACCUCUUUAACUCGAGAUCCAUUGCUUGUUUCUGCUCCCAGCCAGUAGCAUGGUGUGUCUCAGUCCUUCCUGGUCUCCUGACUGGCUGUUGUAAUGGCUCUUUUUCCUCUCAUACCAGGAUUUCUCAGAUGAGUAGGUUUUGCCAUGCAGUUGGUGGAAUCUGCUGGAAGGUGCCACUCCUCCCAGGAUAUGUCCUCUCACAGAGCUUCAGCACUGUGGGGUCAGCCUGUGUGGUUCAUCUCCCAGCAGCAGGGAUGCUGGGCAGCUCACUGCAGUGCAGAGUUCUGCCCUUUGCCUUUCAAGGAGUCUUAGUAGCCCUGAGGAGCCAGGUUUUCUGGUUGGUGCUGUUUAUUCCAGGCUGUCUCCAGGAGGUGAAGCCUCCUGGUCCUCAAGCUGGUACUGCUUCCUCCAGCAGCUGCUCUGAUGUGCAGCCUUGUAAUAGACAGAGCUUUGAUACAUUUAAUUAUUUCAAAUACCAGGGAAUUCUGUUUGCCUUUUUUCUUUGUACUGUAUUUGGUUUUUGGUUUGUUUGGGUUUUUUUUGUUUUUUUUUAGAAUAUGAUGCCCCAGGAACCCACAUUAAACUUUUUCUGGAGUGGAUUUGUGUAUUCUGAUUUAGAUGACUGAUUUAUGUGGCAUGUUGGUGGUGCUGUUCUUCCCACCACACAUUUAAUGUAGCAGGAGAUUGCCCUGUGCUCUGUGUCCUGAUGCCCUUCUGUCCUCAUCUCCUGAGAGGGCUGGGUGCUCUACUUUUGGUCAGCAGAGAGCUGUUGGUGGUCUGAGAACUUUUCCCAGAAUCUGAGCUGCAGAGAAGCUGGUUUGAAGCCCCUUGUGAAGGUGCCAGAAUUGACCUAGAGAGCCAAUAUGUAGCUUGAGAAAGGUUUGCACUCUUGGAUGACAGACAGUGAACAGACAGUAGUGCUCACUGCCUGCUGGACAGGCAGCCAGGAGUGAUUGGAGCAGUCCAGCAGUCAUUGUUAGAGGCUCCAAGGUUUGGGAAUGAGCUGUAGUGUUUUGAUCUGGGUGGAAGACAUGGUGUAUUGGUGUCACCCUUUGUGUGGUGUCAGCAGAACAGGGAUCUAGAGCUUGAUUCAAGCUUUGCAUAGCCCAAGAAAGUUUUAGUCUGAUCCAGAGUACAUCUUUUAAGAUGAAUGGAUUGGAUCAGAUUUUUAAAAUAGUUCUAGCUUUUAGUGAAUACUCUUUGGGCUCUCAGUGCCUACUGUGAGCAGACCCUUGAUUUUAGGAAACAAUUUUAAAGUGAAAUGUACCUUCAUCCCCUUUAUGUUGCAGGUGAUUGAACCUGAUAAUUCAGUGAGCUGAGGAUCUCAAGAGAGGAAUGUUUUAGGACAAAGCUGAGUUGUUGAGGGACAAACAAAGCUGCACUUUGAUCCUAAGAGCUUUGCAAGGCUGAAUUUUAAAGACCCCGGAAGAUGGUGUCUGCUUGUAACCUGGUGCCAAGGCACUGAGAGCAGUGGAUGUCACUGGAGUAGUUGUCUCACAAAGAGAAGAUUGGCCCUGCCAGCCUGGGAUUGCUGCUGCUCCCCAGGUCAGUGAGAUGGGAAGGUCACAGGAGUAUGAGAGGUCUCCAGAUUCACUGAGGCUUCGUGUCCAGUUUCCAAAAGCUGCCAGCAGUGAGCUCUGAGCUCUGCAGGUCCUGGGAGCUGGGAACUUGGCCUUGGAGUACAUAAAAGCUUUACGGUGGCUGUACCAUGAACUCACCUUUCCACUUAGCUUCCCUGUCCCUCUCUCCCUGUGCAAUCUGACACAGCCUGUGUGUUUUCACUUCAUAUCACAGGAGUGUGAAGCCAGUUGUUGACAGAAUCCUCUUUUUGGAGGAGAGGAUUAUUGUUGGGUAUGUCCUGGAGCAAAAGCUUGAGAAAUAAUAUCCUGGGGAAAUAAUGGGUAGAUGAAACUGUGUCCUGCUGACUUCAGAGUCAGGCCUGUGGGAGCUCUGAGGUUCACCUCAGUCCACUGACAGUUUGCACAGAGCUGCAGGCCCAGCCUCAGCCCAGCUCUGUGACUGUCCCUGUGUUACCCCUAUGCCAACAGGUAAUCCCACCAGGUAACCAACUCCUUGCCUUUGGAGGCUGUUCUGCUUUGUGGCCUUGCCAUCUCCUGGCAGGUACAUUGCUGACAAAGCAGUGGGGCACAGGUCACAGCCUGCCUUGCUGACAGGUUUACAAAAUCAAAAUGGAUUCCAGGACCAAACCCAUUCUACAAAACAUCAGGAUUAAAUAUUGAAAUCCUUGGCGUUGCCUGUGUGCUUGAAAGUGCUGAGGAAGAGGGCUUUAUCAAGAGGGAGGAUCAGCUGAAGGUGGGAAUUGUCCCUCUGGCUCCUGGUGCUUCCCAGGGUGCAUCUGUGCUCCCCUGCCUUUGGCUCUGCUUCCAUGAGGCACUUCCAGCCCUAUUGCUAGACCAGAAGACUGGGGUGGAAAAGGGAGCCCAGUGAACUGGGAGAACAAGGAGGAGGAGAGGAGCAGAUAUUUGGAGGUUGCUUAUGGAAGCAAUUCUCCAGUAAGGGCAGUGGGUGGGGAGAGUAUCCUGGGACCCCACAUUGAUCCCUGUGCUUGCUGCAGCACUGCUCAGCCAGGCUGGGAGAAGUUCACUGUUCCCUACUUCUGUCAGGCAGCAGCCUGUCCUUUUUGGAUUUGUGCUUUGUGUUGGGGCUGUGCUGUCCAUCCUACUGAUGGGCCUGGGCUUCAGCAGCCAGACUGUAACUGGAAGACUGCCCUGUAGCUAAACUGGAAUGACCAGCAGCCAGUGCCCCAGAGUCCAGACACCCCCCUCCCUCUCAUCCCUCAGAGCCCAUUUGUGAGCCUGUAGUGUGCUGAGCAUAGCAAAGGGGAGCUCCCAUAACGAGGGAAUUUCCAUCAUUACCUGUAGCCAUUAAGGGGAGGAUCCUGUGCUUGUCAGUCCUGGGAUCACUCACUCUUCUCCCUUGGGAGCUGUUGAUAGCAGCACCUGAGGAGCUCAGUAAUCCUCCAGGAAGUGAGUGAUACAUCCUGGCCUUUGAUUUAGCCUGCUCCAACAGGCCUAGUUUUUAAAUUUAACGGGCUUUAGCAAAAAUUUUACUGUGUUAAUUUAAAAUAAUAAUAAUAACAAGGAAUUAUUUAUUAUGGCAAGUAAUUCUACAGGAGGGUACAGAAUGAGAAAAAAAUUUCCAAAAAUCUUAGUAAGGUACAACAUGAUGUACUCAUACUCUACAAAUGAUUCCACAAGCUUUCAUAGCAAAACGUCAGGCUUUGUCCCAGCCAAAAGCAAACAUCUUUCACCCAAUUUCAGCAUAAGUUACUGGUUCAGUGAUUGUCUGGAAGGUUAGGAAGUGGGUUGUACUCACUGCUUCUUGCUUUUUCUUCUCUCUCAAGUUUCACAGUUUAAAAGCAGAAAGGUAAUUAAACUACCUGUAGCCUGCAAAGUACAGCUGGCAGUGAGGCAUAAUCCCUCUGCAUUUACCUGUGCUUCACAGGCUCACAACAAUUGUUGAAGCAGACUUUAUUUAAAGGAAAAUAAGUAGCAAGUAAAUGGGAGUAAUUUAACCAGCCCAUUGGAUGAAAGUCAGGGUAGGGCAAGAGGAGUCAUGGGAAUGUUUAAAUCUGUCAGAAAUGUGAUGACAUAAUGAGCAAUAACUACUGUAUGUUCCAUCACUGGGCCCCUCCUACACUCACUUAGGAGUAUUUCCACAUUUCUCAUGCAACCUGUCUAUGUGACAAAUCCACACACAUGUUGCACCCAAUUAGUGUCAAGCAUAAGAGCUGCUCUGCCUGUGUCUCACCUCUCUAAACCCCUCCUGGAAGCAAUUUUCCCAGCAUACAAAGAAUAAAUCACCAUUCUCUAAUCUCUCAGAGGAUGGUUCCUAAAUAAGGACCAAGUAAACACAUGUAAUACAUGAUAAAGCAUUCUAAUUCAUUAGAUAAUCUUCCCAGCAGCAGAUGCAGAGUCUUAGCUGCUUUAAAUGUUCAAUGUUACAUGUAAUUAAAAACGUCAGGGGAGGUGAGACAAGGCAUUUGAAUAGGCACUUGUAUAAAUGUAGUGGAAUACCUGGUUUAAAAACCACAAACCCCAAUCCUUUCACCUUCUAAAAAGAUACCAAAAAACCAUAGCAAGCAGCCAAACAGACUGGAAAAGAAAAAUAAACACAAGCUACACAAACUACUCUAGGAAGUAUAACUUACUUUACCUGUGUCCCAGUCACUCCAGAAGCAUCAGGAGAUGAAGAAGUGAGAACAGAGGGAGGGAGUACAAUCCUUCCUGGGACACCAACUGCACCAUGUCAAACCAUUAGCUGAAUUUGACAAAUUACUUACAUGACCACACCUUGUGCUAUCAACAGCCACUGUGCUAUUGGAGUGGCCCAAGGAGUCUCCUUUGACACUGGCUGUCACUCCUCACAUACAUUUUCAGGUGACCAAACAUCUGCCACCUUCUGCUGUAGUGCACUGCAGGAAUUUGCCCCCUCCUUUCCUGCUCUCAUUUCCUUGUGGUGAAGGCUGGCUGGCUCAGAAAGCGUCACCUGCCAGCGAGGGAGCAGCUGCCCUGAGCAGCAAACAGCCCUGGGGUGGCCCCAGAUAACUGUCGUGGCUGAGAAGGGCUGGAGGGGAGCACCAAUGACCUUUGUGGCAGGUAUAGGAUGAGCAGAGCCAGAGGCUUUGUGUUGUCAGCACCCUGUGUGGCUGCUGGGGACAGGUGAGGUGGAGAGCACGUUUCUCUUUGCUGUCACUGGCCCAGCUGCACAGGCAUUCCACCUGUGCCUCCCUGGGAUGCCCUGAGCAGGAGGGGAGCAUGCCUGGGCUUCCAAGCCCUCAUCAUGGUGUCCCUGCUUAGCUUUACCAGAGCGCAGGGCCUCUCCCCACAGAGUGGAUUCUACAUCCCCACUGCCCCCCUGAUGUCCCAGGGAGGCCAAAAAAGCAGGGCUGGGUCUCCAACCUGAGCAGGGGCUGUGCUGGAGCCGCCGUGGGCAGGAGUGAGGGCUCCUGGCUGCUCAGGGCUACUGGGGGCCAUUCGUGCCUGAGGCAGGCUGGGAGCUGCAUCUCCUCUCUCUGUGUCAGUGGGAUUGGCCCUUGGCCACCUUCCCCAGGGCUCAGGGACAUGGGAACACAUGCCUGCAGCGUGACCUCAGGAGCCACAGGACAACGGAGCCGCCGCCGCUCACCCCGUGAGUCAGGGGAGGCCACGUGAGGCCCCAGCCCCGACGCCUUCCCGCCCAGGCUGGCUCUGGAUCCCUGACCCAGGAUCCUGAACUGCAUACAGCCGUGAAGCUGCAUUUGACAACAGGAAGGCAAGCAGAAGGGUAGCGGAAUUAUUACCAGAGCCCGAGGAGACUGGAGCAGGAAGGGUUUCAGACGGAACUUGUGUGGAUCAGUUUUUGUUGUCUCACAGGAAGAAACUCAGCUUUCACCACAGCCACGGCCCUCCAGGACGUCUUCCUGUGGAACCAACUGCUAGGACCAACCUAAGACUUGCAGGCACAGCAAUGGAGAAUUUGGAUGUCCCGAUCCCAGAUCUUACUGAAGAACAGCAAGACAUUCUUCAGAGAGCUUUUGCUGCUGAUGCCAAGUACUUGGAGGAUCAUGAGAAAAUGAACCAGUCCUUCUGGAAAUCACUUGUGAAAUGCUUGGCCACUACUGACCCACCUAUCCUGAGUACUGAAGAAAAGAACAAUCUCCUUAACAGCUGUGAUGUCCUCCCUGGAGGUUGUGCUGCCUGCCUGAAAGCCAUAGAGAAGAAAGGAGUCAGGGCAAUGGCUCUUCUUUACCUUUUGCUGAAGACUUCCAACCCAUCUGGAUACAGGCAGCUGCCCAGCUCCAAGGGAAAGGAUGAAAAAUUGAAACUCUUGAAGAGUUUGGAAAGGAAUUUUGAAUAUUCAGAAGAGGACAAAAAGUCUGAAAACUCAUCCCAGGAAUCCAUAGAUGAAGAUACACAAGACAGUGAUGAGGAAUAUUUAGGAAGACAGAAGACUGAAGGCCAGUUACUUGGAGGAAUACCAGCAGAGAUGGUUCCCUACAGAGAUUCAGAGAUUGCCAGAAGAGAAGAUUCAGAUGUAGAUGCAUAUGAGAAGGAGAGCACUCACCCACCUCAGUGCACAUGGAUGGGCAUACGGAAGGAUGAUGAAUUCUUUCAUUUUGUCAUUCUUUGCUUUGCAAUUGGAGCUUUACUAGUUUGCUACUACUACUACAAAGAUUGGACUAUUUCUCUUGGGAUUGGCUUAAUCACCUUUGCUUCCCUGGAAACCACUGGGAUAUACUUUGGUCUAGUGUACCGAAUUCGGAGUGUCCUCGACAGCUUUGUUCCUCUGAUUGACAGAUUCAGGCCAAGAGGUAUGGUGAAAGCUGCCUAGGAGGAGUAUUUCAGGAGAGUUCCCCAAACCUGGCUGUCCAAAUUUCCAGGACUAAAGAAACUGCUUUAUGAGGUGAACCUAACAACCAAAGGCUAAUGUGAAAUACUGAAAUGUGAAACCUCUGAAAAACAUCACUCCUUUCCCUCCAAAAUAAACCUGAAACUGGGGUUGUGGGCCCCUCCUCUGGAUUCUGAAGUGAUUUGGGGCUCAGCAGAGCUUGGAAGACAAUGGAGAUGUAGCUUUGUGUUCAAUUCCAUUGAAAUACAAACACAAUCACCUUCCCUGCCCCAGGCAGCCACGUGGUGGUGCAUCUCUCAUUUAACAAAACAUGCCAGUCUGCCUGUGGUGUACCAGAGCAGCAGACCAGCGUUCUGUGCUGGUUCUGGAGGGAUUCUGGCCUCCUCCUCCUCCCCCCGGUGCAGAGCAGGCAGGGGCCGGCCCUGCCCUCCCAGCUGAGCCCCGGCGGAGCCGGCACUGGGGCUGAUGAAUCCAUUGUGGCAGAACUCGGAGAAGUGGGUGGGCAGUGGUUUCACCCGAGGAGAGCUGGGGAGAUGUUACAGGCACUGACAGUGCUGUAGUAAUGAGAUUAUUAACAACAGCAGAUUUCAUCUUUUCUCAGGGGAAAAACAAAGUGCUUGAUUUGACUCAUCCCCCAACUUUUUUCUUUCUUUGAGGAAAAUAAACACAAAACUUUGACAUUCAUUUCAUUUUAUAGGAUGUGUUACACAUUGCAAGAAUGUAGGGCUACUGCAAUCAUAGGAAGACUGCAACAAAACUACAUUUUAAGUAAAAAUGUAAGGUCUUCAUACCCACAGAAUGAUGAAGGCAACCAGUUGAACAGAAAAAGCCAUAAACAUGGACUUUUAAGGAAAUGUAAAUCUGAAAGCUAUAAAGCCAAACAGUUCAGAGUUUUACAGAACCAUUUCAAGCCUUGCUCAGAAGAUUAGAAAGGUUACUUUUUGUUGUACAUGGUUUGAAGCACCAGUGUCAGUCACUCUUGCCUGCAGUUCCAGCUGCACUGCCAGAAACACCAACAGUUGCACUCAGGCCUGCACCAACACAGCACAGCUGCCACCCAAUGCCUCAAGGGCUAAAUUGUGCAAGAAGGAUAAUACAAGUUAUUUCAUAGUAUUUAUAUGCUCCUUUACAUGUCUUUGUAGAAAUAUUUCACCAUCCCAAACUACUGUAUAUUUUGUUAGUCUGCCAAUAAAGUCUUGCUCAGACCACUGUAGCCAUGCUAGUGGGAAAUGGCUUUUGGGUGAACUGAAAACUAGAGUCACCCUGCUCUG